Messenger RNA from Oreochromis niloticus (Nile tilapia), 4753 nucleotides. It is a transcript of the gene xpo6, whose product is annotated as exportin 6. Lineage: Eukaryota; Metazoa; Chordata; Actinopteri; Cichliformes; Cichlidae. The record is from RefSeq and is a predicted model, not a curated record. Gene Ontology annotation, molecular function: small GTPase binding; nuclear export signal receptor activity. The transcript has 24 exons. The coding region runs from base 742 to 4200 and encodes 1152 amino acids. Gene Ontology annotation, biological process: protein export from nucleus.
GCUAGCUUUAUUCUUGAGCCGCCCUAAGCACCGAGAAGGGGAAUGACAGGAACUGUCGCUGAUAGCAUUUUAUAAUUAUUGUUGCUGCGGAUUUGUAAAAGUUUAGGUUUGUGUGUUUUUAAAGCCCGCUUUGAAUUUAGAAAUCGAGACUGUCGUGACCGGACACAGGAGCAUGUCUGGGGUUGACAGUUAGCGAACGAAAAUUAUGCCUUCAUCCUUCUAGAAAAGCUAACUGGCUAGCCAUCCGCUGCAGCGUUAGCAACUGUGUAAUUUAGCAUCAAAAUGCUUGACACAAAACGCUAAUUAAAGCUGCACACUUCCGUGGUGUUGGAGCAAGUGUCGGCUAGAUGCCGACAAAACUAUAUUUCUGUAUUCAACCUAACGGUGGAAUUAGCGUUGAGCUGCAAUGCGGCUAACCUUUGGGCUCCGCAUAGCUAAUUUCAUGUUAAGUCUUUAUGCCUGGUAGUCGAAAACCGCUUUAUUCGAGCAAGGUUAAAAUAUAUAUAUAUAUAUACAUUCAAGGCACAGUCAGCGAGGCCAGCCUUUGCUAGCUAGUUUUAUGUAGAUAUCAGUUUAAACAGUCGAGCUGAGCAUGAUGAGCUCCCUUUGCGGUUACGUUAGCCAGCAGUACCAUAGCUAAUGUUAGCUGCACGAUUGGCUAACUAGGUAACUAAUGUUGGCUUAUUACUGUAAUUAACCGGCGACUAAGUCAACUGAAGAAAGCAUCAGAGCCAGCUAAACAUGGCUUCAGAGGAGGCAUCGCUGCGUGCACUAGAGGGCCUGAUGACAGAGUUCUUUCAUAGCUGCACAACUAAUGAGCGAAAAAGAGAAAUCGAAGAGCUGCUGAAUAACUUUGCACAGCAGACUGGAGCGUGGCGCCAUUGCUUGUUCUUCCUCUCCAAUACUCGGAAUGAGUAUGUAAUGAUGUACAGUCUCACAGUAUUUGAAAACCUGGUAAACAAGCUGUGGAUUGGAGUUGCUUCCCAGGACAAGAUGGAGAUUCGCAGCUGUCUUCCCAAGCUCCUCCUUGCUCAGCACAAAUCUGUGCCCUAUUUCAUCCGUAACAAGCUUUGUAAAGUCAUUGUAGACAUUGGUCGCCAGGAUUGGCCGAUGUUCUACCAUGAUUUCUUUACAAACACCCUUCAGUUGAUCCAGUCCCCGGCUCUGGCUCCACUGGGGUUGGUUAUGUUAAAAACCACAUCAGAGGAGCUUGCAUGUCCUAGGGAAGACCUGAGUGUUGCCAGGAAAGAGGAGCUCCGCAAACUGCUGCUGGAGCAGGUGCCAACGGUGCUUGGACUGUUGACUGGAAUUCUGGAGACAUACUGGGACAAGCACAGUGUCAUAGCUUCUACACCACCUCCCUCACCCACCUCAGGGGAAAGCAUGGAAUUGCUGGGCAGCUUGUUUCAAGGUAGCCAGUACUCAAAACUGCUUUGUCAGCCCAUGGCAGCAUUGGACAAUGAGAGUCAUCAGCUCUGUUGCCUUGUUUUGGAGUGCUUGGCCCACCUGUUCAGUUGGAUCCCUUUGUCCACAAGUAUUACGCCCACCUUGUUGGCAUCCAUUUUCCAUUUUGCACGAUUUGGCUGUGAUCUUCGGCCAAAGGCCAAGACGGACUCCUUCAUUUCUUCCAACUCCUCCUCCUCAAAUGGACAGCGUAAUCCUGGAACAGUGCCACCAACAUCAAAUGGAGGAGAGCUAAACGGACAGCAAAACGAGGCUAACAAGGUGGACCGGGCCCAGCUUGGUUUACUUGCCAUGACCUGUGUCAAUGAACUGGUGUCAAAGAACUGUGUGCCAAUGGAUUUUGAGGAGUACUUGCUGCGAAUGUUUCAGCAGACCUUCUUUCUUCUUCAAAGGCUUACACGAGAAAAUAAUGCUCAUACGAUCAAGAGCCGCUUACAGGAACUUGAUGAGAGUUACCUGGAAAAGUUUACAGACUUCCUGCGUCUGUUUGUCAGUGUUCACUUGAGGCGAAUUGAGUCAAGUCCUCAGUUUCCUAUUGUAGAGUUUCUUGCCCUGCUUUUUAAGUACACAUUCAACCAGCCCACCCAUGAAGGCUAUUUUGCCUGUUUGGACAUUUGGAGUGUAUUUUUGGAUUUUUUAACAACGAAAAUCAAAAGCAGGCUACCAGACAGAGAAAGUGUCCUGAAUAGGUACAAAGAUGCCUUGGGUCUUCUGUUAAGGGAAGUUCUGAAUCGCAUACAGUUCAGAUGCAAUCAAGCCCAGUUAGAAGAGCUGGACGACGAAACUCUGGAUGAUGAUCAACAGACUGAGUGGCAAAGGUACCUGCGUCAGAGUCUGGAGGUGGUUGCCAAGGUGAUGGAGCUGCUCCCAUCCCAUGCAUUCUCUACUUUGUUUCCAGUUCUUCAAGAAAAUUUGGACGUAUACCUCGGUUUGCAGCAGUUUAUUGUGACUACUGGCACAAGUCGACGGCUAAAUAUCACUGCUGAGAACGACUGUCGCCGACUUCACUGCUCUCUCAGGGACCUCAGCUCCCUACUUCAGGCUGUUGGGCGCUUGGCUGAGUAUUUCAUCGGGGAGGUUUUUGCUGCACGUUUCAGUGACGCCCUGGCUGUGGUAGAGAGAUUGGUUGAUGUCACUUGUUAUGGCUCCCAGACCAGCCUCUAUGACCUGGAGACUGUUGUGCCUUCUGUGCUCAAACCAGACCUCAUUGAUGUACAUGCACAGGCUCUCGCUGCUUUGCAAGCUUAUUCUCACUGGCUUGCACAGUUUUACAGUGAAGUCCACAGUCAAAACCAGAGCCAGUUCAUCAACCUCAUUACAUCUGCAGUCGACGCCAGUAGCCCGCUCAUCACAGCCAAGGUACCUGAAAAGUUGCUGCUGUCAGCAUGCCAUCUGAUGGUCUCCAUAACGUCUACAGUGAGGCCUGUGUUCUUGGUCACUUUGCCAGCUGUUCAAAACAUCUUCAACCUGAUUACUACAGAAAAUCAGACACGCAGACUUCCCCAGGAGGCUCACAUGUUGGUGUGCAGGGCUUUAUCCAAUAUGCUGCUGCUCCCUUGGCCAAAUUUACCAGAGAGUGAUCAACAGUGGCAAACGCGCUCAAGCAACCACGCCAGCCUGCUGGCUGCGCUCACUCGAGAAUAUCGUAUCUUAAGAGGCACAGUGAACAUUACUUCACGGCAGCCUGGCCUAAAUGACAUCAAAGCAGUCAUACAGCAGACUCUGCCUGUGCUCCGAGACAUAGUGGACAGCGUCUCCAGUGAAUCGACCAAGUCACGUCAGAUCUGUUAUCAGAGUCUUCAGGAGUCCGUCCAAGUGUCCCUCAGCCAUUUCCCAGUGUUUAUUCAGCAGCCAGAUGUGACAGAUGAGAUGUUGGCCUUCUUCUUGACGUUGUUCCAGGCGUUACGAGUCCAGAUGGGUGUUGCUUUCACAGGACAGAUCAUCCACACGUUUCUUAGCAUGUUCACCAGGGAGCAGCUGGCAGCCAGUAUUUUGCAUGAGGGCAGUGCAGGUUGUAGGGUGGUGCAGAAGUUCCUGAAAAUCCUGCAGGUGGUGGUGCAAGAGCCCGGUCAAGCUUUUAAACCCUUCCUACCCAGCAUCCUUUCUUUGUGCAUGGAGCAGGUCUACCCAGUUGUGGCAGAGCGAUCCUCUCCAGACAUCAAGGCCGAGAUGUUUGAGUUGCUAUACCAAAUACUUCACCAAAACUGGAGGUACUUCUUUAAAACUUCAGUCUUAACAAGUGUCCAAAGAGGAGAUUCAGAAGACACAAUGGAAAAUGAGGCCCAGUUCACAGCUGCCAUGCAGGCUUUUGGACAGUCUUUCCUGCAGCCUGAUAUCCACAUCUUCAAGCAGAAUCUGUGCUAUCUGGAGUCUCUCAACAGCAAGCACAAGUUAUACCACAGAAAGCUUUUCCGGACCUCAAUGCUCUUCCACUUCAUCAAUGUGCUGCUGCAAGUCCUUCUCCACAAAAGUCACGACCUUCUUCAGGAGGAAAUCACCCUCGCCAUUUACAACAUGGCCUCUGUCGACUUCGAUGCCUUUUACUCGGCCUUCAUGCCAGAAUUCCUCAAUGGCUGCCAUGGUGUGGACAGCAGCCAACGAGCUGUUCUCGCACGGAAUUUCAAGCUGGAACAGGACCUGCCUUCGUUCACUCAAAGCGUGCAGCGGCUGGUGAACGAUCUUCGCUACUACAGACUGUGCAACAGCAGCCUGCCCACUGGCACAAUCAAGCUAUAGCACGAUGACUGUUUGAACUACUCCACAUACCGACUAUGAUUUCAAGGACUGCCUGUGCUGACCACUUUCCCCAACACUCCUCCAAUUCAGCUUUGCUCCACCUUUUCAAAGUAACAGGAUGGAGCAACACACAUUGUUCGGUUAGGUAAUUGGAGGUUGAGGAUGCUGCUGAUGUUUUUAUUUGAUUUCUACUGUAGAAGGUUGGCACAUUAUUAUUUUUAAGGCAGUGCCCUCCUUGUGAAUUGCCAAUGAGUUUGGUGAGAAAUGUAAACCUGGUCUGCAUUUGGCUUUUGCCCAGACCUGGAGCAGUCUGAGCCAGGCCUUCUGUCCCACGCCUCUGCAACAAAGCUGGGGCUGGGACAGAGCACUUUCAACUCAUUUUGAGUUUUGUUUUUGUUUUAGUUUUCUUUAAUGUCUGCUUUUAUUCAUUUUGCCUUUUUAAUCUCCAAAGGAGAGAGACUCUCAACUUAAGAUCUUUCAUAUCAUUCCAUUCUGAAAAGAGAAAACCUGCUUGAAUAAUAAAGUGCUUUUUUAAUAAAACCUUUGGCUGGUC